Molecule: messenger RNA, 852 nt
Organism: Macrosiphum euphorbiae (potato aphid)
Lineage: Eukaryota; Metazoa; Arthropoda; Insecta; Hemiptera; Aphididae
Source: the annotation of a GenBank genome assembly
AUGCCUUGGACCGAUCGUGUAGACAAAAUUAUGUCAUGGAUUAAAGACAAAAAUAAACCAGCCAAUUUAGUGUAUGCGUAUUUUGAAGAACCAGACCAUACUGCUCAUUUAAAAGGAUCCGACUCACAAGAGACAAAAAAUCAGAUUGUGAGAGCAGAUGCCACUCUAAAGUAUAUACUCGAUCAAAUAAAACAUGAAAAACUAGAAAACAAAAUAAAUCUCAUUAUUCUCAGCGAUCACGGGAUGGAUACAGUUACGUAUGAUCGAAUGAUUCACUUAGAUGAAUAUGUGUCCAAUACGACUUACCAAAGCGUUAUGUCAGGUCCUAAUGUGUUCAUACAUCCAAAUCCGAAUAAUUUGACGAAGUUUUCUAAAAAUCUUUCAAAAGUAGCCAAUACUUCCAGAACAUUUAAUGUAUUCAAACAAGAUCAAUUACCUGACCGUUGGCAUAUGAAAAAUAAUACUAGGUUGACCGAUGUUAUUUAUUUGUUGGCCAAACCUGAAUAUGCGUUUUGGGCUACAUACUUUGAAUAUAUUUUGAACGAAACAACCAAGGAGAAAUUCAAUGUAGGGGCGCACGGGUACGACAACGCGGAACCGAAGAUGCGAGCCAUCUUCAUGGCUUCCGGACCGGCGUUCAAGAAGAACUACACCGCUGUGCAGUUUGACAACGUGGACCUUUACCCACUGAUCAGCCGGAUCGCUGGCCUAAAAGAGCCGAACCGACAAAUUGACGGGACGAUGAAGGCCGUUGAACAGCUGCUGUCCGUCGGCGCCGCCCCCACGUCCACACCGCCCGUCUUAGGUAUAUUGUCAGCUUUGUUACUACACUCGAUCGCACGGAGUCUGUGA